UUCAGACUACUCAAAACAUUUUGCAUUUAUACCUGUUAUCUGGGUCAGGUAACAUACCUGAGAAGUGAAUAUGAAGGUGUAGAAUUGAACAACAAAGUUUAAACAAUGUAUAAAUGGUUGAUUGCAGGCGUCCUAGUGACGAUAAUCGUAACAGUGCGAUGUCAGGACCCGGAGAUUGUAGAUGAGAUUUGGCCGGAAGUGAAGCCUGUUGGUCGGACCGCUCGUCUGAACUGCACAGUCGUCAACAAGCAGAACAACGUCGUGUUGUGGAUCCACGUGAACACGAGUCAGACGAUUAGUAAGGAUGACACGAUUGACCUUGACAAUGAGAUCGUCGGGGGACUGCGGAAGUACGAGGUUAAAAUCCGGCCGUCGGAGAACCGAAUCACGUUCAUGUUGAUCGUACGACGACUCCGCGAACAGAAUGCGGGUUACUACAAGUGUCUUGUGAGAAUCCAGGGGAGGGAACCCAAGGAGUGGCCAUCGAAAGUCGGCAUUCUCACUGUCCAAGUUCAACCAGCCAUCAGGCCAGGGGAGACAACUACGGUACUGAUAGUGGACCAAAACGAUAACAGUCAGUUGUUGUGUAAAGCGACAGGGAUACCUCAUCCCAACAUCACAUGGGUUCGGUCUGACGGUGGGUGGCUACCAACGGGGGCCGCACAGUCCAGGGGAGAAGUCCUGCAGCUUAAAAACGUGACUGUUAAAAUGGGUGGGGUGUAUCGCUGUGUUGCCGACAACAACAUACGACCGCCAGCCCAGCACCUCGCCCAGGUUCUAGUAUUCGAUGCACCCACGGUCCGAGUUGUUCAAGAUUCAGUCGGCCAGGCACAGAACCGACGAUUCCACGCAAAACUUGAGUGUAUUGUACAAGGUUACCCCUCCCCGAGUGUGAGGUGGGAGAGAGUGGUGAACAACGGCCGUGCGCAGAUCAACGACGACGACAAGUUUGAUUUCAACAAGCAGACGACGGACAAUCAGAACCUGAUGUCGGGCGAGCAGUGGUACACGCUGAAGGUGAAGAACGUCCAGGCCAAUGACUACACCACCUACUUCUGUAUCGCCACCAACAGCAAGGGCACCAACAUGGCCACUAUCACCUUGUUUGAAACGACAGAAUGUCAAGGACCGAACUGUCCGUCUCUGCCGAGUUCAGAUACUGUGUACAUAAAAUCUUCACUGCUUGUUCUCGUCGCUUCCAGUCUCCUGCAUAUUACAUCUCUGUACUUUUUCCAUCGGUAGUCCUAAUAGAAUCCAGAAUCAUCUUGUUACAAUCUGCAGAUUAUUGUCGUCAGUUACAAUCUGCAGAUUAUUGUCGUCACUUUUGAAAAGUCAUGAAUCAACAAUAAAGGUGCUGAGUAGCACAACUAAAAACAUGGCAGAUUACAGGUAGCACUAUACCAAAUAACAUUGGUUUAAAUCUAAUUAAAAUUAGCUCCACUGGUUAAUUACUAUUGCGUGGUUUAUUACCUGUGGAUGUAACAGCACCCCAUUGGAGCUCCUGCCCAGUUGACCUUUCAUUCAACCAAUCAAAACCUUACUUGCUGAAUCAUGCCAGUGAUUUGAAAAGAAUUUGAGAACAUUCGGGAUUAUGCCGAGGGUAUAUGAAAUGAUUUGGGUGAAUUACGAAGU
Messenger RNA from Gigantopelta aegis, 1632 nucleotides. Its product is annotated as lachesin-like. The coding region runs from base 106 to 1242 and encodes 378 amino acids. Gene Ontology annotation, cellular component: neuron projection. The record is from RefSeq and is a predicted model, not a curated record. Lineage: Eukaryota; Metazoa; Mollusca; Gastropoda; Neomphalida; Peltospiridae. The transcript is spliced from 7 exons.